AUGUCAACGAUACAGACCUCGCUCGCCGACGCCGAGGCGUAUCCCAUGACGGAGCUCCGCCGUCCGCCGUCCAAAGACGUGGAAGACGCGCCGGCCGAUGCGGAUAUCGCCAGAAGCGAGCCCGCGACGCCGUAUCUAAAGCUGGUCGUUGCGGGGUACUCGUUCUUCUGCGCCGGGGUCAACGACGGCACGCUUGGGCCUUUGAUCCCGUAUAUUAUUUCCAGCUUUGGAAUUGGGACGGGCGAGAUCGCUAUCAUCUACGGAACGACCUUCGCGGGCUGGCUCCUAGCCGCCGUUACCAACCCCAUCAUGACGGCUCACAUGACUCUCGGGCAGCUCCUCGGCGUCGGCGCCGUGCUGCAGCUACUGGCGCAUUGUUUGCGGCCGUGGAGCCCGCUGCCCCUUUUCUGCAUCACGUUCUUCCUGCAAGCGCUCGGCAUGGCGUACCAGGACUCGCACUCGAACACGUUCGUCAGCGGGCUCAAGAACGUGCCGCAUCGCUGGCUUAGCUUUAUACACGCGUAUGUGCCUAACGUCGAAACUAACUUACCUGCAGCUCCGCCCUUCCCUUCACUUCGCUUCACUUGGUUACAUGAUACUGCGUUCUUUGCGGAGUUCUUGAUAACUACCCAAUGCUACGCCCUAGGCUGCUUCAUCGGCCCGCUCGUCGCCACCGCCAUCGCCACGAGCGCCAACACCAUGGCCAUCGACGGCUGGAAGCGCGUGUACUUGGUUUUAAUCGGGAUCUCGGUGCUGAACGUCGGCGGCGUGGUCGUCGCCUUCCGGGACUCACUCUGGAGCCGGUUGAACAACGCUACCAUCAUCACCACCACCACCACCACCACCACCAGCGCAGACACAACCCCACGACAGAAACGCAACCGCGCCGCCAUGACGGACAUGGCCCGCCUGCUCAAGUCCAAGACCCUCUGGCUGAUCAGCAUGUUCUACUUCUUCGAGCUAGGCGCCAACUUCACGGCCGGCGGCUGGGUCGUCGAGUUCUUGACUACCGUGCGGGGCGGCAGCCUCUCGGCGAUUGGGUACGUGCCGACUGGGUUUUACGGCGGGAUGUUAGCGGGCAGGCUGCUGUUGGCCGAGCCGACGUUUCGGUACGGCGAGCAGCGCAUGUUGUUGGUGUAUAGCGUGCUGUGCGUUGCGCUGCAGCUUGGGUUCUGGCUGCAGCCGAAUAUUGUUGGGAGCGCUGUGGCGCUGAGUUUUAUCGGGUUCUUUACUGGGCCGUUUUUUGCUACUGGCAUGUCAGUCGCUUCGAAACUCUUCCCUCGGGAAUCACAGCCCGCCGCUCUGGGUUUUAUCUUCGUACUCGCGCAAGCCGGAGGCGCCCUAUUCCCUUCCAUUACGGGGUUGAUAGCGACGAACGCAGGCGUAGCUGUAUUGCAGCCCAUCGUAUUAGUGCUGUUCGUUGUCGGCGGAAUUAGCUGGUGGCUCGUGCCGAAGGUACCGCGACGAAACGAAUAG
This is a messenger RNA of Daldinia decipiens, 1476 nucleotides long. RefSeq names its product MFS general substrate transporter. Lineage: Eukaryota; Fungi; Ascomycota; Sordariomycetes; Xylariales; Hypoxylaceae. Gene Ontology annotation, biological process: transmembrane transport. Gene Ontology annotation, cellular component: membrane. The transcript has 5 exons. Bases 1 to 1476 code for a protein of 491 amino acids. The record is from RefSeq and is a predicted model, not a curated record. Gene Ontology annotation, molecular function: transmembrane transporter activity.